Messenger RNA from Penicillium atrosanguineum, 366 nucleotides. RefSeq names its product Dehydrogenase multihelical. Bases 1 to 366 code for a protein of 121 amino acids. The record is from RefSeq and is a predicted model, not a curated record. Gene Ontology annotation, cellular component: nucleolus. NCBI's taxonomy places the organism in Eukaryota, Fungi, Ascomycota, Eurotiomycetes, Eurotiales, Aspergillaceae. The transcript is spliced from 3 exons.
AUGGCGCCAGAUGAUUACUCCACUGGCGGGGGUGGUAAGCUCAAGCUCAAGGGGAGCAAAGUGAGCGAUGGACGCGUGGAGAAGAAAAAGAAGAAGAGCCUGAAGAAGAAAGAGAAGGCGGAGCAGGAUCAACCAACCCGGGAACCAGAUGCGGAGACCAAAUCCCCUCAGGUGGACGAUGAACCGGAAGACUCAACCGCGAAAACCGAGGCAGAGAGGAAAUAUGAAGCAAUCAGGCGAAAACGAUUGCAUGAGAGGCUCCAGAAGGAGGGAAUCAAGACGCACAAGGAGCGUGUCGAGGAGCUGAACAAGUAUCUCAGCAGGCUGAGUGAGCAUCACGACAUGCCGAAGAUUGGACCUGGUUGA